UUCUGUGGUUUUAAUUUGUGUUUAUAGUUGGUUCACUUACAUGCAAUGGGGGGAAAGAGUGAUUUGGUUACUCGCACUUGGGUAAUAAUGCUUGUUUUGUUUUUUGGCUGCUGUGUGACCACCAUCGCCGCCGCCGCUGUUUCGCAGGUUGCCGCCCAGGAUCAGAUACGUAUCCAAUGUGGGUAUACUAGAUUUCCCAGGUUGUGCGUCCAGACGUUGUCCGGUUUGGUCUCCGGCGAACGUGUUGAUUUUGCGGCGGCCCUGCUUCUCAACAAGACAAUAGCUCACGCCGAUCUUCAUAUUGCCCACUUUGACCAACUCAGCUCCCAUUUCGUUUCUUCACAGCCGCCACAACCCAGACUACAGGCAAUAGGUUAUUGUGAGGAGUUGAUGGGAAUGGCUCGGCAGCGGCUGAAUGAAGCGCUGGUGGCGAUGAAAGAAUCUCCGGGGAAGAACAGACAGGAGGACAUCCAAACAUGGCUGAGCGCCGCCGUGACGUUCCAACAAGCUUGCAAGGACUGGGCUGAUCAAUAUGCGUUUUCCGAUGAAUUGUUUGCUCGGAUUUCCCGUAGCAUGGACUACCAGUCGCAACUAGCCAGCAACGCAUUGGCACUCGUCAAUAGAAAUACUGAAAUUUCCGCCGCCGGACGUCAACUAUCGGAGGAGGAUAUAGACGACGACGACGACGGAGGAUUCUUUCCCGACUGGGUAUCGGGUCGUGAUCUGAGACUGCUCGAGACGACGACGGACAAGACAAAAGCAAACGUUGUGGUGGCGAAAGACGGGACGGGGAACUUCAGAACGGUGGCGGAGGCCAUCGGAGCUGCAAGUGGGCGGCAACGGUUCGUGAUAUAUGUGAAGUCUGGAGUUUACAAGGAGAAAAUUCGGAGCAGUAAAGAUGGAAUCACGUUGAUCGGAGAUGGAAAAUAUUCUACCAUCAUUACCUGGGACGAUAGCGUCGGUGGUGGCUCUUCCCUCACCGGCUCUGCCACUUUCGGAAUCACCGGAGAUGGGUUUAUUGCUAAAGAUAUUGGAUUCCAGAACACGGCGGGCCCCGGAGCGCAUCAAGCCGUGGCUUUAACCGUAGCUUCCGACCACUCCGUUUUCUACCGGUGCAGCAUUUCCGGUUACCAAGACACGCUCUACGCGCUCUCCCUCCGCCAGUUCUACCGGGAGUGUGACAUCUCCGGCACCGUGGAUUUCAUCUUCGGAAACGCCGCCGCAGUUUUCCAGGCCUGCAAUCUGGUGCUCCGCCGUCCCAGCUCCUACAACGUUAUCCUGGCGAACGGGAGGAGUGAUCCGGGCCAAAACACCGGGUUCUCGGUGCAAAAGUGUAAGAUCACGCCGGGGCCGGAUUUUUCUCCGGUGAAGAAUUCGUACAACUCGUAUCUGGGCCGGCCCUGGAAACCGUACUCGAGAGCGGUGGUGAUGGAAUCGGAUAUCGACGGCGCGAUAUCGGCGAGAGGGUGGAUUGAGUGGCCCGGAACUUCGUCCUCCUCCGUCAGGGAGCUCUAUUUCGGGGAAUACGCGAACGUGGGGGCUAGGGGCGGGUUGGGUGGGAGAGUCGGGUGGCCCGGUUUUCAUGCCAUGGGGAAAGAAGAGGCCGAGAAAUUCACGGUGGCGAAGUUCAUCGACGGCAAUUCGUGGCUGCCUUCCACCGGAAUCAAUUUCGUCCCCGGGCUGUAAUAACUGAAUUCCACGGUUUAAUUACGGUUGAAAUUUUGAAUGCGAUUAGAUUAGUAUGUGGUGGAAGUAUAAGUGUAUAACUAGACAGUAAAAGAAAUAGAAUUUCUUCAUGGGAUAGCCAA
This is a messenger RNA of Ipomoea nil (Japanese morning glory), 1808 nucleotides long. RefSeq names its product pectinesterase-like. The record is from RefSeq and is a predicted model, not a curated record. Gene Ontology annotation, molecular function: pectinesterase inhibitor activity; pectinesterase activity. The transcript is spliced from 2 exons. Bases 46 to 1686 code for a protein of 546 amino acids. Gene Ontology annotation, biological process: cell wall modification. Lineage: Eukaryota; Viridiplantae; Streptophyta; Magnoliopsida; Solanales; Convolvulaceae.